AUGGCCGAGGAAGCUGCAGUGGCCGUGUGCGUGCGGGUCCGGCCGCUCAAUAGCAGAGAAGAAGAACUUGGCGAAGCUACCCAAGUUUACUGGAAAACGGACAGUAAUGUUAUUUAUCAGGCUGAUGGGAGUAAAUCCUUCAAUUUUGAUCGUGUCUUUCAAAGUAUUGAAACUACUAAAAAUGUAUAUGAAGAAAUAGCAGUGCCAAUCAUCGAUUCUGCUAUACAAGGCUACAAUGGCACUAUAUUUGCCUAUGGGCAGACUGCUUCAGGAAAAACACAUACUAUGAUGGGUUCAGAAGACUGUUUAGGAGUUAUACCCAGGGCAAUUCAUGACAUUUUCCAAAAAAUUAAGAAGUUUCCUGACAGAGAAUUUCUCUUACGUGUGUCUUACAUGGAGAUAUACAAUGAAACCAUUACAGAUUUACUCUGCAACAGAAAAAUGAAACCUUUGAUAAUUCGGGAAGACAUCAAUAGAAAUGUGUAUGUUGCUGAUCUCACAGAAGAAGUGGUUUAUACAUCAGAAAUGGCUUUGAAGUGGAUCACAAAGGGAGAAAAGAACAGACACUAUGGAAUAACAAAAAUGAAUCAAAGAAGCAGUCGUUCUCAUACCAUUUUUAGGAUGAUUUUAGAAAGUAGAGAGAAAGGUGAAUCUUCUAAUUGUGAUGGAUCUAUCAAGGUGUCUCAUUUGAAUUUGGUUGAUCUUGCAGGCAGUGAAAGAGCUGCUCAAACAGGAGCUGAAGGUAUGCGGUUCAAGGAAGGCUGCAAUAUAAAUCGAAGCUUAUUUAUCUUGGGACAAGUGAUCAAGAAACUUAGUGAUGGACAAAUUGGUGGUUUCAUAAAUUAUCGAGAUAGCAAAUUGACACGAAUUCUUCAGAAUUCCUUGGGAGGAAAUGCAAAAACACGUAUUAUCUGCACAGUUACUCCAGUGUCUUUUGAAGAAACACUUACUACUCUCCAGUUUGCCAGCACUGCUAAAUACAUGAAGAAUACUCCUUAUGUCAAUGAGGUAUCAAGUGAUGAAGCUCUUCUGAAAAGAUAUAGAAAAGAAAUAGUGGAUCUUAAAAAACAGUUAGAGGAGGUAAAUAUAAAGACUAGGGCCCAGGAAAUGGAAAAAGACCAAUUGGCCCAACUUUUGGAUGAAAAAGAUUUGCUUCAAAAAGUACAAGAUGAGAAAAUUCAGAACUUAACACGGAUGCUGGUGACCUCCUCCUCUCACACGUCACAGCAGGAACUAAAGGCUAAAAGAAAACGAAGAGUUACUUGGUGUUUUGGCAAAAUUAACAAAAUGAAGGAUUCUAACCAUGUAAAUGAAUUUAAUAUACCAGCAAAUAUAACAACAAGAGCACACACAACUUCUCUCAGUGUAUUAGGAGAAAGUGAUGAAUCUCUUUGUUUCGAGUCUGAUGUCUUCAGUAAUACUCUUGACCCAUUAGCUGAGGUAGAAUGGCAUUCGGCAACAAAACUGCUAAGUCAGGAAAACUUAGAAAGUGAGUUGAGCUCACUGCGUGCUAAAUAUGACAAUCUGGUGUUAGACUAUGAACACCUAAGAAGAGAAAAUGAAGAUCUGGGAUUGAAAUUAAAAGAAAAAAGUGAUUUGGAUGAAUUCGAGGCUCUAGAAAGAACAACUAAAAAAGAUCAAGAG
Castor canadensis (American beaver) is the source of this 1644-nucleotide messenger RNA. NCBI's taxonomy places the organism in Eukaryota, Metazoa, Chordata, Mammalia, Rodentia, Castoridae. The record is from RefSeq and is a predicted model, not a curated record.